CGACGAUAUCUAUAUAUUCAUAGCCGGUACGAUGAUAUCUGUGAUAAAAAUAUAAUUGAUACGACACUAUCUUCGAUAUGUAUAACUCUGGUUCGAUGAGAUCUAUAUGAUAAAUGUAUGCAUGCAGCUGGAAUGACGAUAUCUAUAAUAUAUUUAUAGCCGAUACGAUACUCAUGCUAUAUCAAUAGCUGAUAGGACAAUAUCUAUGAUGUAUAAAUAUAUAGCUUUUAAAACGGUACAUACGAUAAAUAUAUAUGUUACGAUAAUCAGAGAUAAAUAUAAAUUCUCGAUUGAUGGAAUGAACCUGUAGAUAAAAACUGGACGAUCUAAAUAGUGCGGAAUGUUAUAUUAUUUUACUCCAUUUGUAUUUGCAUGCAGUACUUUAUUAACAGUUUCUAGUGUCGAGUCGAAAAGAGAAGUCUCCAUAUGUACACAAACCGGUUCCUACCAGAUUCUAAAUACGGUACCAAUCACACAAACGAAUCAAACGUCCUUGACAUUUUCUGUAAAAACAUGCAAGCAUGCAAGAAUCAUUUUGACUGACAAUACAACUUCAUUAAGACCCUCAUAUAUGAUUAUAAUUGGAUUAUGGACGAAAUAUCAGAUAGUGUCUCGAAUCACCACGUGUUUUAGUGACAAAUUCACGAGAUGUUUAUAUUCUACAAUAGAAACUCCUUCUGUUUUGAGUUGUAGUGAGUUUAGAACAUUCUGGAUUUCCUGGAGCACCAAUAUAACGUUUGGACAAGGGGACAUAAUCGGAGAUAACAUCACGAGAUCGGAGAUACUAUACAAUGAAGUGGUCAUUGAUUUUGUUGGAAUUCAAACUCAAUCUGGCGAUAAUGAUAAAUGGACAUUCAACUCUGAAAUCAAUGAUACACUUGGUAUAAAUGCUGCCAUUGUUUGCGAAGGAGAAUAUGAAACAACAACUGUUCCGGAUAUUCCGCCGAACUGUACAUGUUCAUGCAUACCCAGUGUGAAUCAUUGGGACUAUCUGAAUGACCUUAAUUUAACAACGGAACAAUUAUAUUUACAUCUUAAGGAUCGUAUUACGCAUUUAAAAGCCUCCAUUUCAAUAAAUCCGAAAAGUACUAGAAUCGCUAAAUCUAAAUUGAGGUGUGCAGAUGAUAAUCGUUUUGUUUCACGUUUCGCUGGUGUAAUUGGUUCACUUGUUUUGAUUGCUGUCGCUGGUUUUAUUGUUUAUUUAGAUUUAAUGGGGUUCGUCAUUAAAUCAUGAAAACUGUACUUAUUUUCUUUUGUUUUGUUUCAACUCCUUGGAAUGUUUACUUGACAAGAAACUAUGCAAAAACGUUUUCAUUUAAUAAAUUGUCUCAGAACCCAGAACUCUCUAAUAAAAUUUCCGUUUUUUGUCAGAUAUUCAGGACCCUUUGAUUUUAUUUAAUAUAUAUAUAGAGGGCG
Molecule: messenger RNA, 1416 nt
Organism: Mytilus trossulus (common blue mussel)
Lineage: Eukaryota; Metazoa; Mollusca; Bivalvia; Mytilida; Mytilidae
Exons: 3
Coding region: 341-1234 (297 amino acids)
Source: RefSeq, a predicted model, not a curated record